Messenger RNA from Penaeus indicus, 816 nucleotides. RefSeq lists its product as uncharacterized. The transcript has a single exon. Bases 1 to 816 code for a protein of 271 amino acids. The record is from RefSeq and is a predicted model, not a curated record. Gene Ontology annotation, biological process: DNA replication, removal of RNA primer. Gene Ontology annotation, molecular function: RNA-DNA hybrid ribonuclease activity; nucleic acid binding. NCBI's taxonomy places the organism in Eukaryota, Metazoa, Arthropoda, Malacostraca, Decapoda, Penaeidae.
AUGAACAGAGCAGGCUCCGGCUUCAUACACAAAGACAAAGUCUUCAAAACCAGAAUUAGGGAUGGAUCCUCUACACUACAAGCAGAGCUUUACGCCAUUAAAGCUGCCCUGACACAUGCCCUCCUUCUUCAGGAAAGUCAUGUUUAUAUUUUAACAGACUCCCUCGCAGCUCUACAAGUAUUACAGAAAGAGUCUGUAUCAGACAAUAUAGCCUUAACCACAGCCAUCCACUUCAAGAUCACACAGUUAAAAGAUCAAGAAAAGUCAGUAUCCUUCAUGUGGAUCCCAAGCCAUGUCGGUAUUAAAGGAAACGAAGCAGCAGACAAAGCAGCAAAGGACAGCCUACAACAACACCACCUCAAACUCAUUAAACCCAGUCUUAGUAACAUAAAAUCACGUGCCCGUGAAACAACAAAAGAAAUCUCCAAGAUACAACAUCAGGUCUGGGUCCAAGCAGGAUCACCAUCUGCAACAUGGUACAGCAUUGCUACUGAUUAUAUUCCUAUCACGAUCCCAAAAUCUAUGUCAAGACGCGAUGCUGUAAUCAUACACAGACUUAGACUCGGAUACAGAUGCAAUUGGGAAAUCCAAUUCCGUGUUCCAAAGGCUUGCUCACAUUGUCAUGAUAUAGUAGAAGAGCCGCUCAUUCACUACAUCUUGGAGUGCCCAGUGCUAAAUUCCAUAAGAUCACGUCACUUGCAAGACAUUCCACACAACCAAGAAGAGUUACUUCAGGUAGCUGCUCUCAGCUCUAAAACAUUUCUAGAAUCUGAAGAGAGGUUCAAGAUUAUCUCCAGAUUUCCUCCACCAAGAUAG